Mycena citricolor is the source of this 2109-nucleotide messenger RNA. The record is from the annotation of a GenBank genome assembly. Lineage: Eukaryota; Fungi; Basidiomycota; Agaricomycetes; Agaricales; Mycenaceae.
UUGUGCGAACGGGCUCGAAACGUCGUGGAUGCCUAACUUGACUUGCUUGGGUCCGAAGACCGCCCGCGCGGCUCGCGGUCGCCGGAGCUAGGAAUUGUCGAUAGGAUCCGAGUUGCACGCGAGGAGAUGGUUCGAACUCUUAGAUGGCCCAGAGCAGAUAUCAGUCUGUGAGACCCAUUGGGGCAUGCAGCCCGAGCUAGUAACGCUCGGACUCCUCGGUGCGGCGACCCCGCAGCGCGUGCUGCAUGCCUCGCACGUGACAGCUCGAAUUCCUACAUCGCACGAUCUUGUCCGUGGAUUCUCUCUCUGUGCGCAUUUACCUGUUUGCGUAGAUUCCAUCCGCGGGCUUGCACCUUGUGUAUUGCUUCUCUAUGAGCCCUUCGAAGACCUUCUCGCUCCGGUCAACACGCUGCGACUGACACACUCAGAGGAGAUGCUCGAUCGCCUUAUAGGGCUGGAACGACGGCGAGAAGAACAUUGCUAUGGCUACAUACGGCGUUGAAUGCAGAACCCGGUCUUUUCGUGUCUGCGCAGACAGUUUACCCGCACGUCGCGGUAGACGAGUUUAAUUGAGCGCAGCUUGGCUCUGCGCUGUGCAGUCGGCUCACACUAUCGUACACAACGGCUUAAUCUCUGUCUCCUUCUCGAAGCCCGCGAUCGUUUGAUCUCAAUCUCUCUUUCGACCUUUGCCUCUUUCUCGACCGCCACCAUCUCCGUAUCUCCUCCAUAACACUACCACCGAUACUUAUUCCGGCUAAUCCUGAGCUCAUGUGCUAACCUCUCUUCGGCUCGAACUCGAUAUCCUCGUGGCAAAAGGUACCAGCACGUUCUAUUCAUCCUCAACAAGAAGCACGCGUCAGAUUCCGCCUUCCUGACGCGCUAAGGCCGACUUUCACCGGAUCAUCUUCCCGUAGCCCAUGUUUUCGCUGGUUGCGAUGGACUUCGGAACCUCGGGCUUGCUGCUCAUUCGCUGAGUUAGUACGUUGGUCAUCCAGUCAUUGCCGAGAAGCACCGGAUUUCUGGCUGUUGCCAGUGGAAAAGUAAUGCGCACGGCGGAAGUUCGAGAUGAGUCGCGAUCUCCAGCCUUGGAGGGUACUUAAGCCCACCUGGUCCGCCUCUCUGAAGCAUUGAACGUCCCUCAACUUUCCGACCUCUUUACGAAUCCGACAUGUCGUUCUUCAGCUCUCUCUUCGUACUCUUCGCUCUGGCUGUCACCUCUAUCCAGGCUCGCGCCGUUCAUCAUCACCAUCCGCCGGCUCGGCCCAUCUACUCACCGGCUCGGCCCGUCCACUCGCCUGCUCCCAACUUUGAGGCAGAUGCGUCGAUCAACGUCGCAGGAAUCUACGCUGCGACGAAAGGAUCGCACAGCAAAGUUCUCGCCAGCUACCCUACACAAGCGAAUCGGAAGACCAUCACCAGCAUCUACGGCGAUUGGAUCUCGCUUCCGGGUGUCUCAGCGUUCCACUUCAUGGCGGACAUGGACAUCGACUGUGACGGUCCGAAGGCUAACUGCAAGGGAAACCGUGAUGGACAAUCCGAGACGUCUUUCGGAGCGCUUGAUGCGACGAAAGUUCCGUAUUUCGUUUUGCCUGAGCGCUUCACCCGGGAGAACAAGGACAUCCUCAAGAACAACGCUCUAGGCGCUAUCAUCUGCAAUGGGAAGAUGUUCUAUGGAAUCUACGGAGACCAGGACGCUGACAGCCCUGAGGUCAUUGGCGAGGCUUCCAUCCUUGUUGGCCGGAGCUGUUUCCCUGACAGUACCAUCGACGGAAACAACGGUCAUCCCGAAGCUGAUGUUGCCUGUAGGUUAUACGUCGCCGCCUCCUUCCCGCGUGUUAACCUGUCCGUUUUCAGACAUUGUAUUUGGCUCACAGGUUCCAUCCGGUGUACAGAGGAGCAGCAUCGACGUAAAUGCCUUGAAGGCGUUGGGUGACAGCCAAGUCAAAUUGCUCCAGUCGGCUCUCGGUCUCUAGUCAGGUCUUGACGAGCGAAGAUACCAGCAGGCUGGUAUCAUGUAUCAAUAUCACUCCUCUCUGCUCCCUUUGUUGUAUUGUACAUGUACAUGUACCUUUGUAUAAAUGAAAUGACCAAUGUAAAACACUCUUCUCU